AUGAAUGCAGCUGUCUGUGCAAAGAAGGAUGUUUUCGACCUGCUUGUGUCAAAGGGAGCUGAUCUCACAUUCACAGAUGAAAACAAUAAUACUGUAUUUCAUCUUGCAUGUAAAGGUGGAAAUAGGUCCAUUGUAGAACAUCUACUGCCAUUGUUUGACAUUGAUUGUCGGGGACAAAAUGUCUGGACAGCAGUGAUGAAUGCAGCUGUCUGUGCAAAGAAGGAUGUUUUCGACCUGCUUGUGUCAAAGGGAGCUGAUCUCACAUUCACAGAUGAAAACAAUGACACUGUAUUUCAUCUUGCAUGUCAAGGUGGAAAUAGGUCCAUUGUAGAACAUCUACUGCCAUUGUUUGACAUUUAUUGUCGGGGACAAAAUGGCUGGACAGCAGUGAUGAAUGCAGCUUUCUGUGCAAAGAAGGAUGUUUUCGACCUGCUUGUGUCAAAGGGAGCUGAUCUCACAUUCACAGAUGAAAAGAAUAACACUGUAUUUCAUCUCGCAUGUCAAGGUGGAAAUAGGUCCAUUGUAGAACAUCUACUGCCCUUAUUUGACAUUGAUUGUCGGGGACAAAAUGGCUGGACAGCAGUGAUGAAUGCAGCUCUCUGUGCAAAGAAGGAUGUUUUCGACCUGCUUGUGUCAAAGGGAGCUGAUCUCACGUUCACAGCUGAAAACAAUAAUACUGUAUUUCAUCUGGCAUGUAAAGGUGGAAAUAGGUCCAUAGUAGAACAUCUACUGCCAUUGUUUGACAUUGAUUGUCGGGGACAAAAUGUCUGGACAGCAGUGAUGAAUGCAGCUUUCUGUGCAAAGAAGGAUGUUUUCGACCUGCUUGUGUCAAAGGGAGCUGAUCUCACAUUCACAGAUGAAAACAAUGACACUGUAUUUCAUCUUGCAUGUCAAGGUGGAAAUAGGUCCAUUGUAGAACAUCUACUGCCAUUGUUUGACAUUGAUUGUCGGGGACAAAAUGUCUGGACAGCAGUGAUGAAUGCAGCUUUCUGUGCAAAGAAGGAUGUUUUCGACCUGCUUGUGUCAAAGGGAGCUGAUCUCACAUUCACAGAUGAAAAGAAUAACACUGUAUUUCAUCUCGCAUGUCAAGGUGGAAAUAGGUCCAUUGUAGAACAUCUACUGCCCUUAUUUGACAUUGAUUGUCGGGGACAAAAUGGCUGGACAGCAGUGAUGAAUGCAGCUUUCUGUGCAAAGAAGGAUGUUUUCGACCUGCUUGUGUCAAAGGGAGCUGAUCUCACGUUCACAGCUGAAAACAAUAAUACUGUAUUUCAUCUGGCAUGUAAAGGUGGAAAUAGGUCCAUAGUAGAACAUCUACUGCCAUUGUUUGACAUUGAUUGUCGGGGACAAAAUGUCUGGAAAGCAGUGAUGAAUGCAGCUGUCUGUGCUCAGAAGGAUGUUUUCGACCUGUUGGUGUCAAAGGGAGCUGAUCUCAGAGUGACAAGUGACAACAAUGACACUGUAUUUCAUCUUGCAUGUCAAGGUGGAAAAAGGUCCAUUGUAGAACAUCUACUGCCAUUGUUUGACAUAGAUUGUCGGGGACAAUAUAGCUUUACAGCACUGAUGAAUGCAGCUUUCUGUGCAAAGAAGGAUGUUUUCGACCUGCUUGUGUCAAAAGGAGCUGAUCUCACACUGACAGAUAACUACAAUAACACUGUACUUCAUCUGGCGUGUGAAGGUGGAAACAGGUUCAUUGUAGAACAUCUACUGCCCUUAUUUGACAUAGAUUGUCGGGGAAUAAAUGGCUGGACAGCAUUAAUGAUUGCAGCGGUCAAUGCACAGAAGGAUAUCUUCGACCUGUUGGUGUCAAAGGGGGCUGAUCUGACACUGAAAGAUGACUACAAUGACACUGUACUUCAUCUUGCAUGUAAAAGUGGAUAUAGGUCCAUUGUCGAAUAUCUACUGCCCUUAUUUGACAUUGAUAGACGGGGUCCGCGUGGCAGGACAGCAGUGAUGAUUGCAGCUGACUGUGCUCAGAGGGAUGUGUUCGACCUGCUAGUGUCACAGGGAGCUGAUCUCACAUUCACAGAUAAACAAAAUAACAUGGUAUUUCAUCUUGCAUGUAAAGGUGGAAAUAGGUCCAUUGUCGAAUAUCUACUGCCCUUAUUUGACAUUGAUAGACGGGGUCCACGUGGCAGGACAACAGUGAUGAUUGCAGCUUACUGUGCUCAGAGGGAUGUGUUCGACCUGCUUGUGUCAAAGGGAGCUGAUCUCACAUUGACAGAUAAAAACAAUAACACUGUAUUUCAUCUUGCAUGUAAAGGUGGAAACAGGUACAUUGUGGAACACCUACUGCCAUUAUUUGACAUUGAUAGUCGGGGACAAGAUGGCUGGACAGCAGUGAUGAAUGCAGCUUUCUGUGGAAAGAAGGAUGUUUUCGACCUGCUUGUGUCAGAGGGAGCUGAUCUGGCACUGAAAGAUGACCGCAAUAACACUGUAUUUCAUCUUGCAUGUCAAGGUGUAAGUUGGUCCAUUGUAGAACAUAUGUUGCCCUUAUUUGACAUUGAUAGUUGA
This is a messenger RNA of Haliotis rufescens (red abalone), 2511 nucleotides long. Its product is annotated as serine/threonine-protein phosphatase 6 regulatory ankyrin repeat subunit A-like. NCBI's taxonomy places the organism in Eukaryota, Metazoa, Mollusca, Gastropoda, Lepetellida, Haliotidae. The transcript has a single exon. The coding region runs from base 1 to 2511 and encodes 836 amino acids. The record is from RefSeq and is a predicted model, not a curated record. Gene Ontology annotation, molecular function: protein binding.